This is a messenger RNA of Jatropha curcas, 2841 nucleotides long. RefSeq names its product phospholipid:diacylglycerol acyltransferase 1-like (gene PDAT). Lineage: Eukaryota; Viridiplantae; Streptophyta; Magnoliopsida; Malpighiales; Euphorbiaceae. Gene Ontology annotation, biological process: lipid metabolic process. The record is from RefSeq and is marked provisional.
CUAGAAAUAAAUACUUUCAUAUCCACCCUCAAAAUAAUUUCUCGCCUACUAAACUAGACUUCUUUACCGUUCGAUCACGCUUUCUUUAUGAACACCGCGCCAGCGAGUUACAGUCUUACAUACAGAUCCUCUCUAGGUUCUUGGUGUCGCCACGUGGAAAUUGUCUCAGUGAGGGGUCCGCACUCCAGCAGCAGGCAGGCGACCUUGAAUCUUUUCUAUUAAAACGUUGAAACUGCCUCCAAAACUCUCCAAAGCUCACCGCUAACAGCCCUGUCACGUGGUUCCACAUCAUUUCUCGCCGGCUGCUCUCGUCCCCUCCGGUCUCCGUCGUUUCGUGCAAUGGAGUUUCCUAAUUAAAACGAUAUACACAUGCUCGGGAUAAAAUUAGGGCUAGGGUUCGGGUGUUUACUCUGCUCCUAGCCAAAUCAGCUCGCUUUAUUUUUUAUUUGAUUCUCUGUCUUUGAUUAGCAAGUUCAUCAAACGAUGGCGAUUUUGCGACGGAGGUCAAAAGUUCACAGUUCUUCAGAUUUCCCUGAGGUUGAGAAAGACAACGACGAGAAGAAGGAGGAGAAAGAGGAAAAGCCAAAGAGAAAGCAGAGCGGAGGGAGGAGGAUAAAGAAAUGGAAUUGUGUGGAUAGCUGUUGCUGGUUCAUUGGUUUUAUAUGUUCGAUGUGGUGGUUUUUGCUUUUUCUAUACAAUGCAAUGCCUGCCUCUUUCCCUCAAUACGUGACGGAGGCAAUCACGGGGCCGAUGCCGGACCCGCCUGGCGUGAAAUUGAAAAAGGAAGGGUUGACGGUGAAGCAUCCCGUGGUUUUUGUGCCUGGAAUUGUUACCGGUGGGCUUGAAUUGUGGGAAGGACACCAGUGUUCGGAGGGAUUGUUUAGGAAGCGACUCUGGGGUGGCACAUUUGGAGAAGUGUACAAAAGACCAUUAUGCUGGGUUGAGCAUAUGUCACUGGACAAUGAGACUGGACUAGACCCUCCUGGCAUAAGAGUUAGGCCUGUAUCUGGACUUGUGGCAGCAGAUUAUUUUGCAGCUGGUUAUUUUGUCUGGGCAGUUUUAAUUGCUAAUUUGGCUCGCAUUGGAUAUGAGGAGAAAACCAUGUACAUGGCUGCAUAUGAUUGGAGAAUAUCAUUCCAGAACACUGAGGUCAGGGACCAAACCUUGAGCAGGAUAAAAAGUAAUAUAGAACUCAUGGUGGCUACUAAUGGUGGGAGAAAGGUGGUUGCUAUUCCGCAUUCAAUGGGUGUUCUUUACUUUCUGCAUUUCAUGAAAUGGGUUGAGGCACCUGCUCCAAUGGGUGGUGGCGGUGGAACAGAUUGGUGCGCCAAGCAUUUAAAGGCAGUGAUGAAUAUUGGUGGACCCUUUUUAGGCGUUCCAAAAGCAGUCUCAGGACUUUUCUCUAAUGAAGCCAGGGAUAUAGCAGCUGCCAGGGCUUUCGCACCAGGUUUUUUGGAUAAAGAUGUUUUUGGCCUUCAAACUCUGCAACAUUUAAUGCGGAUGACUCGUACAUGGGACUCGACCAUGUCUAUGAUACCAAAAGGUGGGGAUACUAUAUGGGGUGGCCUUGAUUGGUCACCUGAAGGAGGCUACAGCUGUGGUGCAAAGAAGCCAAAGAACAAUAAUACUAAAACUGCAGGUCAAAAUGGGAAAGGGACUUCAAGUUUCACAGAAGGUGUGAACUAUGGGAGAAUUAUAUCAUUUGGAAAAGAUGCAGCUGAGCGUCCUUCCUCCAAAAUUGAGAGGAUGGAUUUCAGGGAUGCGGUUAAGGUGAAUAACCCUACAAACAGCUGUGACAUUUGGACAGAGUACCAAGAAAUUGGUAUUGAGGGUAUCAAAGCUGUUGCUGAGUACAAAAUUUACACGGCUGGGUCAACUUUAGAUCUUCUUAAUUUUGUUGCUCCUAAGCUUAUGAAACGUGGAGGUGCUCAUUUUUCCUAUGGGAUUGCAGAAAAUUUGGACGAUCCAAAAUACAAACACUACAAAUACUGGUCGAACCCCUUGGAAACAAGAUUACCAAAUGCUCCUGAGAUGGAGAUAUAUUCUAUGUAUGGAGUUGGAGUACCCACUGAAAGAGCAUAUGUUUACAAGCUAACUUCAACUGCUGAAUGCUCAAUUCCCUUUCAGAUAGAUACCUCAGCAACAGGCAGAAGUGAGAACUCUUGUUUAAAAGAUGGAGUUUUUUCCGUAAACGGAGACGAGACUGUUCCUGUUUUGAGUGCGGGUUUUAUGUGUGCAAAGGGUUGGCGAGGGAAGACCAGAUUCAAUCCUUCAGGCAUUCGUACUUACACAAGGGAAUACAACCAUGCUCCUCCAGCUAAUCUUCUGGAGGGUCGAGGCACCCAAAGUGGUGCUCAUGUUGAUAUAAUGGGGAACUUCGCAUUAAUAGAGGACAUUAUAAGGGUAGCAGCAGGAGCUACAGGAGAGGACUUGGGAGGAGAUCGAGUCUACUCUGAUAUUUUCAAAUGGUCAGAAAGGAUUAACUUGCAGCUGUAGUUCUUAUAAUGAAAUCAUACUCGUAUUUUCUGGUUCUCGUCAAGACACCACUACGAGACUACCAGAUGCAGCCAAUGGCGCGAAUAGUUGAGGUAUGUUUUUUCACUUGCAUACGACCAGGUUUCCGUCACUCAUGCCAUCCACCUGUAUCAUCCCUUCAUUGUUUUGGGAAUGACCGAACAAGAUUAACCAUAUAGAUAGGCUUUCCCACGUGGUUCAUACCCACCAUUACUCCGUUAGCGGUGCGGUUAAGUUUAUAGUUGCCUGAAAUUUUUCUGGAUAAAAUUUCUGUAAUUUAAUUAACCGUUGUGAAUAAAAAGUGUUAUAAUUUUGUGAUCUUCCCUU